Parastagonospora nodorum SN15 is the source of this 739-nucleotide messenger RNA. RefSeq lists its product as hypothetical. Lineage: Eukaryota; Fungi; Ascomycota; Dothideomycetes; Pleosporales; Phaeosphaeriaceae. Bases 108 to 548 code for a protein of 146 amino acids. The transcript has a single exon. The record is from RefSeq and is a predicted model, not a curated record.
GCAUUCAAAGCAUCACAUCAAAGCUACUACCACUACCACCACUACCACCAACUACUCUUCUCGAAUACUACCAAUCGAUCAAUCGACUCACCUCUCAACCAACCACAAUGCCAUCCAACGUCCUCUCCACCAUGGCCGCCCGCGCCAAAGCCCACCACGAGUCCAUGAACGCCGCCUACCAAGCUACCUACUCCAUGGGCACAUCCAACACCUCCACUCCCUCGACCUCGCGCAAGUCGUCGACCACAUCCGUCGACCAGCAGUCCGAGCGCAACAUCACCAAAGCGUGGAAAGCCCUCAAGAAGCACCACCAAGAAAUGAACGAAGCCUACACCGUCUUCUACAGCCAAGGCAUGGUCACUCCCGCCGGCUCGUCCCGCUCCAGCUCCGUUGCUCAAACACCCAAGGCGAGCUUCGAGCAGACGCGGAUGAGCGUCGAGGAGCAGAAGCCGCGGAACAUUGAGAAGGUGUGGAAGGCGAUCAAGACCCGCGCGGUGGAGCACCACAGGAGCGUGAACAAUGCUUCUGCUGCUGUGUACGGAGCGUAGAAAAGGAGACGAGGAAGAUUGAUGAAGACCAAAAGUGAAUUUUUUUUUUUUCGGAGUUUUGGGUUUGCUUGGAGAAGCGCAAGAUACCACCACACCUUUGCGACUGGAUAGGGGCGUUUUUACCUGGACGAAGGAGAUGAGAAAAACUUAGCUUAAUCAUAAUGAACAACCACCCUUUUUGAACAUGAUCA